AUGCCCUACCCAAUCCAGGCGCAAGACCUCGUGAGUCCCAUCACCAGCACGGGCGAGGCCAAACUCCACGAACUCGGCCUACGGGCCCGGGCCUUCCGCUCCCUUUUCGACGCCUGGGAAGCCGUCCACCUCGUCCCAACAGCCACGGGGCCCCUCACCCGCGAUGACAUCCUGCAGCUCCUCCAAAAUGACCCUGCCAUCGCCCACAGCCUCCAAACCGACACUCCGACCCUAAUGCACAGCUACGAAACCCUCCGCACGUUCUACACCCAGCUCUCCACGCGCCUCUUCGGCUGGACAAGCCCCUACUUCCCCUCACACACCACCCUACACACGCAAUUCCACCACGGCGGAAGAGGCCUCGUCCUGACCGCGGGAAACAAACAAGCACCCUAUGUCCUAACCUCCCUGCAAUCUCUCCGGCAACAAGGCUGCACCCUCCCGGUGGAAAUCAUGUACCUCGGCGACGACGACCUGGGCGAAGACGCCCGCGACGCCCUGGAAGCCAUCCCCGGCGUUCUCACACGCGACCUAUCACCAAUGGUGCACGACGAAGGCUGGACGCUGCGCGGCUGGGCGGCCAAGCCGUUUGCGAUCUUGCUCUCCAGCUUCCGCGAAGCGAUCUUCAUCGACGCGGACGCACUGUUCCUCACCAACCCGGCGGACCUGUUCCAUGACCCGGGCUACGUCGAGACCGGGGCCCUCUUCUUCAAGGACCGGCUGCUCAUGCCCGGGGAGAAGCGCGCGUGGCUGCGGCAGGUGCUGCCGGCGCCGUUGUCGCGGGCGGUGCGCCGCAGCCGCAUGUGGACGGGCCAGAGCAUCCACAUGCAGGAGUCCGGCGUGGUGGUCGUCGACAAGUGGCGGCAUUUUGUGGCGUUGCUGCUGGUGACGCGGCUGAAUGGGCCGGAUCGCGAUGGUGAUACGGCUACCGGCAAGGUCGGCGUUUAUGAUAUGGUUUACGGCGAUAAAGAGACCUUCUGGCUGGGCUGGGAGCUCGUCGGAGAUACGGAUUACGCGUUCCACGAGGGCGCCGCGGCGGUCAUGGGCACGGCGCAGGUGAACCGCGCGCGGGCAGCAGCUGGGAAUGGGACGGUGGAUGCAGCUGGGGAUGAUUCGGAGCGUGGGAGCCCCGAAGACCCCCGGUUCCGCAUCUGCGCGCCGCAGCUGCUGCACCUGGGGACCGACGGCCGCCCGCUGUGGUUCAAUGGGUGGUUGCUCCCGAACAAGUACUCGGACGACCCGCGCCAGCAGCCGACGGCGUUCGAGGCGUUCAUCACGGAACCGCCGGAUGCGACGGCCGUGGGCGCGUGGAAGCUGCAGCAGAAUAACGUCUGCUGUGUGGCGGCGGAUCGUGUCGGGAGGUUCAGCGCCGCGGAGAAGGAGCUGCUGCGGGGGAUGGUGGCGAUAGCGAAGGAGGUGGGCGCUAUUGGUGAGGAGUGA
Molecule: messenger RNA, 1440 nt
Organism: Aspergillus brunneoviolaceus CBS 621.78
Lineage: Eukaryota; Fungi; Ascomycota; Eurotiomycetes; Eurotiales; Aspergillaceae
Product: alpha-mannosyltransferase
Exons: 2
Coding region: 1-1440 (479 amino acids)
Biological process (GO): protein O-linked glycosylation
Cellular component (GO): Golgi apparatus
Molecular function (GO): alpha-1,3-mannosyltransferase activity
Source: RefSeq, a predicted model, not a curated record